Messenger RNA from Aphis gossypii (cotton aphid), 3697 nucleotides. RefSeq names its product palmitoleoyl-protein carboxylesterase NOTUM (gene Notum). The record is from RefSeq and is a predicted model, not a curated record. The transcript is spliced from 14 exons. Gene Ontology annotation, molecular function: hydrolase activity. The coding region runs from base 640 to 2502 and encodes 620 amino acids. NCBI's taxonomy places the organism in Eukaryota, Metazoa, Arthropoda, Insecta, Hemiptera, Aphididae.
ACUCGAAAAAACAUCGUCAUUCUUUCCGAUCACGCAAAUCACUUUUAUUUCUUACCCAGUCGAAACAAAAAAUUUGUAAAUUCUAAAUGAACCAUUUUAUUAAGUUUAUCUCUGAAAACCGUUAAUAUGAAUAAUAUUCCAUAAGACUCGAACUCAAUCAUAAUUUUCUCAACAAAUUAUCAACUUUAAAAUAACAAUAGUUUACUCCGUUGUGUUUAGGCAUGACUUUAGCAUUAUACACCAUGAUCUUAAUAAAAUGUAUGACCAAUAGAGCACUAUACCACCCAUCAGAACGUAAAGUACAACUAAAAUACGACGGAGGAUGGAAUUAAUAUCUAACGACAUUUGAUACAGUCAGAAACAAUUCAAAACGCGUUUCGCAUGUAGAAAUAUAGCAAUUUUCGGUAAUGCCAUGGUUUCAAGAAUAAUUCAACAUGCUUACUGCAAGUCCUCUGAGCCAAACACCGUAUUGUCUUCUUCAUUUCUGCACAGAAGUUUCAACGCCACUAGCAAUGAUUGGCAAAAAGUUGAAAUAAUAGUAAAUUAACUAAACACAGGCCAUAAACAUUUCGCCCAUUACGGGCACGAAUGAAGAAGUAAUAAUGUGGCGUUCCAGAGACAAAUAAAGAUAAUCACAGAAUGUGCAAUACUGCUACAAAAGUACACGAUAAUUCAACAUACACUACAAAGGACUUGACAAAGAUACGACAAAAAACACUUCUUAAAAUACUUCUAACUGAAUACAUUUUUCAGUACAAAAAAAUAAAGGCCGCUUCUCUCUGCGGGAUUAGUGUCGUCAUCGGGUUAUUUAUUUUAUUAACUACCGGUGAGUGCCGGGGACGAGACGGCAUAUGCUGCGGACGGGCCGACAAAGAAACGUGGAAUACGGGACAGGUAUUACUCGUUAUAUCAGGCGUUUUCUUAACCUGUGAACCAAUCGGCGCCCAAGAUGACUCGUCGUUGACGUAUCGAGUGUCUGCUGAUCGAAUUGUACAGGACACCAGUAAUUAUGUAGAAGCUCGGAGCGCAGAGCAAAAGUUUUUGAAAAAGUACAUGUUAUCCCCUGACGUGACAUGCAAUGACGGAUCUCCAGCAGGAUUUUACGUGCGCCAUUCAAACUAUAGCAAAACAUGGAUAGUGUUUCUUGAAGAGGGUUGGUGUUGUUAUGACAAACAGAGUUGUGACGAACGGUGGUCACGAGCCGAAUAUCUCAUGUCAUCAAAAGAAUGGCCCGAAACUCGAACAGUUGGAGGAAUAUUAUCCAAUAAUGCAGUUGAAAAUCCUUACUGGUGGCAAGCGAAUCACGUUUUCGUACCAUAUUGUACUAGUGAUAUAUGGUCAGGUCGGAGAGCAGAACCACAACACGGGUCAAAAUUCACUUUUAUGGGUUCCAUAGUGAUUAAGCAAGUCAUCAGAGAGCUAUUAACUAUAGGUUUGGCCAAUGCCAAUGCUCUCAUACUCUCUGGAAGCAGUGCUGGGGGUGUUGGAGUCAUGUUGAAUCUUGAUCCCAUUCAAAAGAUGUUGAGACAAUACAGUGGCAUGUCAGUCCACGGUAUUACAGACUCCGGUUGGUUCGUAGACCAACGGCCGUAUGAUUUUGAAGACGAGGGAAGUGCGUCGACAUCACCGAUCGAAGCUGUGAAACUAGGCAUCCCUUACUGGCACAGUCAGAUACCAUCCAGGUGUCGAAAUCUCUACAUUAACGAGCCAUCCAAGUGUUUUAUCGGUUAUAAAAUUUAUCCUACAUUAUCGGUCCCGUUGUUCGUAUUUCAAUGGCUGUACGAUGAGUUCCAGCUAAAAAACGAUGUCGGCACACCAGUCACCAAGCAGCAAUGGGAUUACAUACACAAGAUGGGCGAAGGACUGCGGAAAUCAUUACUAAACGUCACGUCGGUGUUCGCCCCGUCAUGUGUUUCACAUACGGUGCUCACGAAGAAAUAUUGGAAGAACAUCAAGAUCGACUCGGUGUCCCUACCCACGGCGUUGCACUGUUGGCAGAUCGAGACGAGGUUCGCAAAGAUUAACGGAAAUGGCAACAACAACAAUAACAAUAACAACAAUAACUACAGCAACAAGUCUAGACCGGGCCGUGCGAACGGCAACGUCAACCCCAACGGCGGUGCGGGAAGCCAUAACAGGAGACCUACGAAAAUCGAUAGGCAGACGCCAGCAGAUAAUGCUACCAAAAGGAAACAGAAUAAAAUGCACCGCAAUGAUCAUCGAUCUGGAGCAAUGGUUCAUAGGAAGCGCAGACGUCACCACAAAAAUCACGGUAGCUGCAGACACCAACACAUACAAAGCUGCACUUGGCCACAAUGCAACAACUCGUGUCCAAAGCUUCAAAAUCCGGCAACAGGCGAAGAAGUAGACUUCAUUGAGCUGCUGCAGUCAUUCGGGGUGAAUAUACCAAAUCUAUCGUCCGAACUGGGAAUUGACAUGGAAUCGCUGAUACACAUGGACCAGGAAGAGCUGCUGAACCUACUCACCCAGCAAUCCAAUUAAACCCAUUUUGAAUUUAUUAUUAUGAUUUUUGGGGGGAGGGGAGUUGGUAGUAGUUCGGGGGACGGGGUGUGCAUUAUGAUGAGGUGGGAUAAGGGAUGGGUCGACGCGGGAUUUUAAAUAUUAUAAUAUUUAUUGGGGUGUUUUGUGUCUAAAUUACUGGAACGUGUUAAAUUUUACCAAAAAAGAAAAAAAAUAGAAAAUAUUGACAUUAACAAAACCGUUUGUACAUAGGUAUAUAUUUUUUUUUAAUUUAGCGUACGAAAAAACCAGUCAAUUCCCCCCUUUUUUUAUGUAAAUAAGUUAUUUGUACAUUUUGUUAAAGGAAACCAAACACUAUACUAAAAAGUUAAAACAGUAAUUACCUACUGUUUUGACAUUAUACAUGUACUUAAAUUUGGUUACUUGUAAGUACAAUUAUUAUUCCUUUAUGGGGGGGCCAAUAUAUUUUUUUUCCAAUACACAACUGUAUACCAAACUACCUGUUCCUUAAUUUUUUAAACUAGUUUAACACCUAAUGUUUUUAUUAUUAUAUAUACUUAAUAGUAAGUCAAUAUGAUAACGUAUUUGUACGUUUUAUAAAUGCGGUAUUUUUAAACUUUAAAUAACAUUAUAAACAAACCAUUAAAUUAGAUGUAAUUAGCUACCUUAAACUUACGUACGUACCUGCAUACUGCAAGGUCAAGUCAUACGAACCGCAUUUAUAGAACACCAAACAUUAAACAGUUUAGUAAUAAGGAAUACUACUAUUUUAGAUUGUUAGGAAUUACAAUUCCUAAACUUCCAAACUUUGAAUAAUCCACCAAAAUUAAUUGAAAAAAAGUAGUUUUUGUCUACCUUUAUUUAUUCUUUUUAUAUACAGCAGUUUUUAAUUAUUAUUAUUAUUUUUAUUAUUUUUAUUAUUAUUAUUAUUAAGGUAAAUUAUUGAUUAAUUUUUAUAACUAUUACCAACCAAAAUUAUUACUUUUGUACUUAUUAACAAUGUGUGAAGAAUUUUUUAUUAUAAAUUAUAAAACAAAAUGUAUGUAAUCAUUAUUUAUAACAUUAUUCAUUUUGAUUAUGAGUGAGUGUAUUGUAUUACACAUAUAAAUGUGUGUGGUGAGCAUAUAUGUAAACAUACAACAUAACUUAAAAUAAAAUAAUUUACAUACAAAUGUUAUAAUAUACAAAUACAACAUAUAAUAAAGUAGUCUUAAAA